Molecule: messenger RNA, 988 nt
Organism: Paramecium pentaurelia
Lineage: Eukaryota; Ciliophora; Oligohymenophorea; Peniculida; Parameciidae
Source: the annotation of a GenBank genome assembly
UAUGCCUAAACAUAAUCCUAUAUACACACCAAGGGUAUAGAUAAAUAUUAACAUUAGUUUGAUGAAGUAUUGACUGAAUUGGUUGGUACACUUGGAGAAGCAAAAUGGGCUGAGAUAACUAGAUAAAUGAAAACAAUUUAUGGUUUAUCUAUUCCUCAUAAACCUAUGGUAUAAGCAAGAUGGAGAGCAAUAGAUCCAAAAAUUAAUAGAUAAAUAUUUUCAGCAGAAGAAACAGUUACUCAUUGGCAUAUUUGUGUAAAAUAUAAAUGUCAUUGGGAUGCAGUUAAGGCUGAAUAUGAAGCAAUAGGUUAAAUNUUUAACAGGACAACCAUCUUCAUUAGUUGAAGUUAAUGUAUAAAAUGUAUCAGACAAAUUGAAAUAAUACAGUCAAUUAUUUAAUCAAGAUGCAAUGACAAAAUUUGCAUAAUUAGCAGCUGAAUAAGCAUCAGGAAAUGCAGAAUUACAUGCACUUGGUUAAGAUGAAGGAUCAUCAACUGAUAGAUAACCAGGACAUAAUAUUGGUUAAUUGGUUUAUAAUGCUCUUUCAGAUCUUGAGGAUUAAUUGAAAGGAUCAUUAGCCAAUUUAGAGGCCAAUGAAAUUGCUGCUUAUUAUCAAUUAGCUGAUUGGUUAGCAGAUACAGAAUCUGAAGUUGUUCAUCUAAAUGAUGAAAUUUAGAGAAAGACUUAAUUAUAAGAUAAAUUGGUUGUGGUAUGUUAGAUUUUUAAUAAUUGUAAAGUAAGAAUAAGCUGCCCUUGCUGUAUAAGCCAAAGCUAACAGUGUAUUGAAGGAUUCUCAAAAUGCUAUUAAUGCAGCUACAGCAUCGUUGUAAGAAUUGAGAGAAUUAUAUGAGACUGAAUUGAAUAGAAGAAAUGGUAAGUAUAUCAAGAUUAUUUUAUAGAGGAGAAUGCUAUAAUAGAUGAAGUUAUUCAUAUUUUCAAAUAAUAAGUAUUGGAAAUGGCUAAUUAAACUUCUUUUGGAAAGAAAUGA